Physella acuta is the source of this 1099-nucleotide messenger RNA. RefSeq names its product ribosome biogenesis regulatory protein homolog. The record is from RefSeq and is a predicted model, not a curated record. Gene Ontology annotation, cellular component: nucleolus; preribosome, large subunit precursor; nucleus. Gene Ontology annotation, biological process: ribosome biogenesis; endonucleolytic cleavage in ITS1 to separate SSU-rRNA from 5.8S rRNA and LSU-rRNA from tricistronic rRNA transcript (SSU-rRNA, 5.8S rRNA, LSU-rRNA); ribosomal large subunit biogenesis. Lineage: Eukaryota; Metazoa; Mollusca; Gastropoda; Physidae. Gene Ontology annotation, molecular function: protein binding.
UCCGCUUUCGUUUUCUUCUAUUUUCCAGCAUGGCUGAUAAACAAACUGUUGUGGACAAUAUUCUUUCUUCCAAAAAUGAAGAAGAUAAAUUUAAAUCUAUUGUCGUUGAAAACAGUGAAAUUAUAGAUUUGGACGAAGGGCUUUUAUUAGCAGUAAACGAUAAUAAAAUUGAUUUAAAAGAAUUCAGAAAAAAUCAAGAAGAAACUCUCAAGUCUUGUGCCAGAGAUGCUACACAAGUCCUUUUUAAUUCACUUUGGCAGUUGCCCGUUGAACGUGUGGAAGGAAGCUACCUAAUAACUCUGCCUGAACCCAAGACAUGGCUGCCUCGAGAAAAACCAGUUCCAAAGAAAAAACCUUUAACAAAAUGGCAAGAGUAUGCAAAGGCUAAAGGUAUAUUAAACAAAAAGAAGUCAAGAAAAGUCUGGGAUGAAGUUACACAAGACUAUAAGCCACGCUGGGGUUACAAUAGGGCUAAUGAUUCAACUAAAGAUUGGCUUAUUGAAGUUCCAGCCAAUGCAGAUCCCAUGGAGGACCAGUAUGCUAAAAGAAAGACAGCUAAACAAGAAAGAGUGGCCAAGAAUGAGUUACAGAGGUUAAGAAACAUAGCCAGAACUCAGAAAAAGAAAGUUCCCGGUGUGGGUUUAACACCAACAGAGCAGCCAAGUAAAGACUACCUGUCUAAAGCCCUUGCAAUAGCACACAAAUCAACAGCAUCUAUAGGCAAAUUUACAGAAAAACUAGCUAAAGAAAAACCUUCCAAAUAUACUGGGAAAAAAAGAAAGUUUGAGCCAACUAUAGGAAAUCUUUCUCAAGAAAAACAGAAACAGCUGCAAAUCCUAGAUGUUCAUGCAAAGAAAAUUCCUAAAAUUGAUGUCACAAAGGCAGCGAACAGAGCUCUAAGAGAAGAGGAUGAACAAAGAUCCCAAAGGAAAAGUAAUAAAACUCCCAAGAAAGUCAGAGGGAGAAAAGCCAUGCUUGGAUUAGGCAAAAAGGGAGGGAAAGUCAGGAAAGGGGGAGGUAACAAGAAAACCAGAGGAAAAAGAAAUAUUUGAUUUUUGUAUAUAGUGGAUAAAAUUUGUAAUAAAGGAUUGGUAGCGAA